Molecule: messenger RNA, 2280 nt
Organism: Spodoptera litura
Lineage: Eukaryota; Metazoa; Arthropoda; Insecta; Lepidoptera; Noctuidae
Source: RefSeq, a predicted model, not a curated record
AUGGAUACGUUCAGGGGGAAGGGCAGUGCUGGCUGGUGCACCCUGGGUACAGGUUGGAGUCUCUCCUAUCGCAUGUCAAACUGGGAUAGGAGAGACUGCUCUCUGGAGCUAAUUUCUGCUGGGGCGAAGGGUCGUCCCUGGGGGCUCUUCCAUAUGUACUCUGUGUUGGCAGAGUGCUAUAUGGAAGAGCGAGGAGAGGCGGUACCGGCUGCCGUCUGCCCCUCGUACUCUGGGGGGGGCAUCGAAUGCCAUCUGGUGUCUACACCAGCUGCCAGUCUAACUGGUCAAACCAAUUAUUUAGAUAGUUCUAGUCUCUUGGGGGUUACUCUGUCCGACGGGGAGUCGGGCCAACCUUCCUCUAGGUUUUGGAGGAAACUUACGCGCGAUGAGGUCGCGCAUCAGUCAGGGUCAAUAUGUCUCUCUUCUAGUGAAGAGAAUUUGUUGGCUGCAAAAGUGACGACAUCUCGUCGAGGGCGUGCUGCAUCCGCUGUGACAAAUGUGUCACAGCGAGAGUUACGGAAGCGCUAUUUGCGUCCCGAUAGUUGCGACCUUGGGCACAGCGAAGAGGAACGAGGCGAGAGUUCUGCCACGUCGCUAAUAAGUACUAAGGCAGAGCUCAACGCCGCGAAGAGGCAGCAGCGGCGAGCUGUCGCAGCCGAUGAGGUAUCGGAAAUGGCUCGACGAGCCCGAGAAAGAAGAGCUGCACAAGCAGCGGAAGGAGGAGAGAUAUCAGCGGUAGCGCUGAUUCGUCAGGUUUUUGACGGCGUGGAUGUGGUAUUGAAGGUUGCCACAAAAUCCGGAAACCUUAAAACCACAUUCGUUCGUGCCCUCAAAGAGGCAGCUGACGAUAUAAAAAAUGCGGUUGGGGUCCUUCUCAAAAGAACGGCUUCUGAAGAGGUCGCUAAAUUGCAGGAGGAGAAUAGCCGCCUUCGAUCGGAUCUUGAAGAUCUUCAGCGGCAGGUCGCUGCGCUGAGUGUGCAGCAGAAGCAGCGAGAGACUACCUCUUCCACUGGAGUCAAUACACCUACGCCUGCAUCUACAUCGGGGCUUACGUUCACCCCCACAUCAGUGGCUGUCCCUGUAAAGGCACCGGCCCUGCAACGAACAGACGAUGAGGUGGAGCAAAUUGUGCGUAUCUGCAUGCUCCAAUGUGGAAGUAUGAUGAAUGCACGCCUCGAGGCCAUCACUCAGCGGCUUCCUGCCGAAAAUCUUAGACCGCCGCUUGCAGCAGAUAGACGGAGACUGGAUGAGUCACCGAGACCAGUACCAGCAAGAAAAAAGCCUACUAUUGACAUUCCGUCGCAAACUUCUACAACUGUGGAUCUUCCCGGAUCUAAGGACGAGACUUGGGCCACAGUUGUAGGUAGAAAAAAGGUCCGAAAAGCGGCUAAAACGGCGUCGGCUGCAGCGCAAAUAUCUGCUGCAGCCACAAAAGUGGCAUUCACGCAACGUGUAAAAAAAGGGGAUCAACUUAAGUCGCCAAAAGUUCGAGCCCCACGUUCUGAAGCUGUAACAGUCACAUUACAGCCAGGAGCUGAAGAAAGAGGUGUGACCUAUAAGAGGGUGAUUGCAGAUGCAAAGGCAAAAAUUCGGCUCUCGGAACUUGAUUUACCAUGUGUUACGCUCAAGACAACAGCAACAGGUGCAAGGUUAUUUGAAGUUCCCGGUGCAUCCAGCUCCAGCGUUGCGAAAGCGGAUCUUCUUGCUGCCAAAUUGAUAGAGGUAUUAAAUCUGGAUGACGUUCGUGUCUCCAGACCUACGAAGACUGCAGAAUUGCAUAUUCGUGGUCUGGAUGAUUCCGUAACCACAGAAGAGGUGGUGACGGCUAUAGCUCGUAUUGGCGAGUGUUCACCCGACACUGUGCGGGCUGGGGAUAUUCGCGUUGAUGCUUCUGGUCUUGGUAUGAUCUGGGUGCGGUGCCCGACUAUGGUAGCGAAAACGAUCGCAGAUAGCGGGCGUUUGUUAGUAGGGUGGGUUGCAGCUAAAGUAAAACUACUGCAACCUCGGACUCGGCGAUGCUUCCGAUGCCUCGAGGAAGGGCAUGUCCUAGUCAAAUGUAUUGCUGAAAUAGAUCGCAGCGAUUGGUGCUAUCGCUGUGGACAACCAGGUCACAAGGCGGCUUUGUGCUCUGCCGAGCCUAAUUGCAGCCUUUGUACAGCUGCAUGCAGGCCGGCUGGGCAUAAAUUAGGCGGUCAAGCCUGUGGUGCUGUUGCCAGCAAGCACAAGCGCUCAAACACAACAAACAAAAGAAAAAAGAAGAAGGGCAAACCUGUCGGGUGA